Ooceraea biroi (clonal raider ant) is the source of this 2839-nucleotide messenger RNA. Its product is annotated as glutamyl-tRNA(Gln) amidotransferase subunit B, mitochondrial. The record is from RefSeq and is a predicted model, not a curated record. Gene Ontology annotation, cellular component: glutamyl-tRNA(Gln) amidotransferase complex; mitochondrion. Gene Ontology annotation, molecular function: glutaminyl-tRNA synthase (glutamine-hydrolyzing) activity. Gene Ontology annotation, biological process: glutaminyl-tRNAGln biosynthesis via transamidation; mitochondrial translation. NCBI's taxonomy places the organism in Eukaryota, Metazoa, Arthropoda, Insecta, Hymenoptera, Formicidae.
UGGUCCAUUAGUGUCAAGAGCGAUUGGCAUCUGGUACUGUCCCUUUUGUAUUCUGUACGAAGAAUUUUGAUACCUGACGUUGAAAAAACAAUCAAAAAUGUUGCCCAAGAAGCAAGCAUAUUUUAUAUUUGCACACAAAUGGAUUAAAAAACGGAAUCUUGAUCUUUCACGGCGGUUCUUGUCGUCGAAGAUUCAAAAAGAAGCGAAAGUCCGGGAAAAAUGGAAAUCCACGGUAGGCUUGGAAGUUCACGCUCAAAUUGCAACAAAAUCGAAAUUAUUUUCCAGCGCAUCUACUAACUUUGCCAGUGCGAUUAAUUCGUGUGUCUCAUUGUUCGACUGCGCAACACCAGGAACAUUGCCUGUGUUGAACCGAAAAUGCGUGGAAUUGACGGUGCUGGCGAGCUUGGCAUUGUCCUGCCAGCUGAACGAGAUUUCCUUCUUCGAGAGGAAACACUACUUCUAUGCGGACUUACCCGCAGGAUUCCAAAUCACUCAACAGAGGCAACCCAUUGCGGUCAAUGGAGAAAUUAAGUUUCACGUGUACACUCCAGGCAUUCAUAAAUCAUCAUACUUGAAGUCUUCUAAGAUCAAACAGAUCCAGAUAGAGCAGGACAGCGGUAAAAGUUUGCACGAUGAAGAUGCAGCAAGGAGUUUCAUCGAUCUCAAUCGUGCCGGGAUACCGUUGAUGGAAUUCGUAUUUGAGCCCGACUUGGUCGAUGGUGAGGAAGCCGCUGCUCUUGUAAAGGAGCUUGUAUUCAUUUUACAGCAACUGGGUGCUUGCAGUGGCAAGAUGGAAGAAGGAGCACUUCGUGUCGAUGCCAAUGUUUCUGUAAGUAACCAAAAUGAUCUGGGCAUUCGGACGGAAAUAAAGAACAUUGGAAGCGUGCGCGCCGUUGCUGCGGCUAUCAAAUACGAAAUAAGUAGGCAUAUCUCCGUUCUUGAGAACAACGGUGAGAUAUUUAAUGAGACCCGGGCGUGGGAUGCGGAAAACAAGAGGACCGUUCUUAUGCGCGAGAAAGAAGAGAAAGAAGAUUAUAGAUUUAUACCUGAAACGAACUUGCCACCUUUACGUAUACAUGUCAGAGAAGAUUUACCGAAUAAGGACAAAUUGGUCGAUGCUGUAGAAUUGAAGAAGCAAUUACCUGAAUUGCCAGAACAGAUACGUCAAAGAUUGAGGGAUGCUUUUAAAAUACCGCCGGAAAUAGUAGUAUCUUUAAUGAGUGACCUUGCAUUAUUAAAAUUAUUUAACGAGAUAAUAAGAAAUGAGAACUGUGAUCCCCCAUUAGUCGCCAAGUUUCUCGUCAUGAAUGUAUUGACUUUUAUUCACGAAAAUGACUUAACAGUCGAGUUUUGUAUACUACAUCAAGAUUUCAUUGGUCAGAUAAUUAAUUUGUUACAAGACAAAUUAAUCAACUUAGUAACGGCAAAGAGGAUUUUGGACAAUUUAACAACUGAUUGUAAAAAGUCUCCCAGAGAAAUCGUUAAGGAGCACAACUGGUUUCUGAUAUCGGAUGAGAAACAACUAGAACAAAUAUGCUUGGGAGUUAUUGAGAAAAAUCCAAAAAUUGUAUCGGCAUAUAAAAAUGGCAAAAAGAAAUUGCUUAAUGCAUUAUUGGGAGAAAUUGCAAAGAUCACGGAGCAACGUGCAGAUAUGGCUGCUGUUGCAAAAAUGAUGGAAAAAUUAUUAAAGUAGUAAAUUGUAAAUAGAUAUAUAGAUACUAGAUCUAUAAAAUUAAUUUUAUAAUUUUAUGUAUUGCAUAUUUGAAUAAAUUGUUCAAAUAUAAACAUAAUUUGGUUAGUUACUUACCUUCAAGCAAAUACACUUGGUGCAUUGAUCAAUUUCGUACAUUAUAUAUAAUGUUUAUAAACAAAUAUGUAAUGUAUAUAUAAGUGUGUGGCUUAAACUAGCGAAACAAUAAAUAAUAAAAGUAAGGUUCAUGUAAAGACUAUAUAUAUUAAAUAUUUACACAAGUGUUAUUUUCUAAUAAACUUCAUUACGAAAUAACUACAUUGAGUCAUCCUUUUUUUUUAUACAAUUGUUUACAAUAAUAUCAUUAAAAAACAUGCCUACUGUCAAUUACACAUUCCAUUAUCCAAUAUUUAUAAGUUCGUCUGUAUCCGGAGUUUAUUGGGCAACCAUUAUUGGUGUUGCUACAAGAAAAUAAUAGGUAACGAUGCGUUUUACAUUGGACAAAUAGUUAAAAAUAAUAACACAGAUUCUACCACACCAACAGCGCAAACUGAAGCCACGGCUGCAGUUUUAACACAUAGCAGCGUUUCAGCGUUUUUAGUUUUAAGGACAUUAAAAAUCUUCUGGUAUGUCUAAAAUAUAUUUUACGUAUCAUCUGUGAUAUUAUAUAAGAAAACUGCAUUAUUAAAGAGUAAUUAAAAACAUUUACUCCCGUACAUAUGCGUCAAAUUCCGUGUAUACUGCGAAAAUGGCAAUGAUGGAAAGAUUUAUAAAUUGCAGUCUUUAGAGAAAGGCCACUUGAGUAGCAUUUGAAAAAGUCAUGUUCUUUGAUUACUUUUUUUUACCACCUAAUUUAGUUAAGUCUAACAGAUAUUCGUUUAUUGCUUCGGUAAUGCAAACGGACUCAUUUGUUUAAUGAUUUAUUGCGGAUUUACUUGUAUGCAGUCAGAGUAUUUGCCUUGGGUAAAACUUCUGUUUCAAUUACUAAAAUGCCACAUCACCAUUGUCUAUUAUAUAUUUACAAAAUAUCCUUAUAAAGAAUCAACAUCGAUAACGUGAUUUGUUAAAAAAGAAAACUGUCCGUAAAGAUUAACAGCUUUUUUUCCUUUUUCUAAUAAUCGAUUUAAAGUAAGUCUAAACCGUUUACUA